This is a messenger RNA of Cottoperca gobio, 4015 nucleotides long. RefSeq names its product mitogen-activated protein kinase kinase 4b (gene map2k4b). The transcript has 14 exons. Gene Ontology annotation, molecular function: JUN kinase kinase activity; ATP binding. Gene Ontology annotation, biological process: MAPK cascade; protein phosphorylation. The record is from RefSeq and is a predicted model, not a curated record. NCBI's taxonomy places the organism in Eukaryota, Metazoa, Chordata, Actinopteri, Perciformes, Bovichtidae. The coding region runs from base 16 to 1452 and encodes 478 amino acids.
GUAGGACUUGGGAAUAUGAUGAGAUACAGAGGGAGGCUUGAAGGCAGCAGCGGCACAGACGUGGCCGUGGUGCAGCUGAUGCGUUCAGUGGCGCAGUGUCCCGUCUGGAGCUUUCGGAGAGACGGGGCGAAGUUUCACUCUGUACUGCAGCCUCAGUGCUGCUGCACACCGGAAUUCAACACAACAAUGGCGUCUCCCUGUCCUGACAGCAACUCCACAAACUCCAGCAAAAGCAGCAACAUCGUCGGAUCUACGUCGCACCAUUUUCAGCAGCAGACACAGAGCAGCAGCAUGCAAGAAACCAACACCUGCUGGAGAUGUCAAAAUGAAACAGGGUUUCAGUUAAGACUGCCUGGAGUGUCCCAAAGUAAACGUAAAGCUCUGAAGCUGAAUUUCGCCAACCCUCCAGUGAAACCAGCCUCCAGGCUCCCGCUCCAUCCAACGCCGCCCUCUUUCCAGAACCCUCACAUAGAACGACUGCGGACACACAGUAUCGAGUCGUCGGGGAAGCUGAAAAUCUCUCCGGAGCAGCAUUGUGACUUCACAGCAGAGGACCUCAGGGACCUCGGGGAGAUCGGGCGCGGGGCGUAUGGCUCUGUCAACAAGAUGGUCCACAAACCCACUGGCCAGAUCAUGGCUGUCAAGAGGAUCCGCUCCACUGUGGAUGAGAAGGAGCAGAAGCAGCUGCUGAUGGAUCUGGACGUGGUGAUGAGGAGUAGUGACUGUCCCUACAUUGUUCAGUUCUACGGCGCUCUCUUCAGAGAGGGGGACUGUUGGAUUUGUAUGGAACUUAUGGCUACCUCAUUAGACAAAUUCUACAAAUAUGUAUAUUGUGCAUUAGAUGACGUCAUUCCAGAGGAAAUAUUAGGCAAAAUAACAUUAGCGACCGUUAAAGCACUGAACCACUUAAAAGAAAACUUGAAAAUAAUUCACAGAGACAUCAAACCUUCCAACAUUCUAAUGGACCGAACUGGUAAUAUCAAGCUGUGUGACUUUGGUAUCAGCGGUCAGCUGGUGGACUCCAUAGCCAAGACCAGAGACGCUGGCUGCAGGCCUUACAUGGCGCCGGAGAGGAUCGACCCCAGUGCUUCCAGACAAGGCUACGAUGUUCGCUCUGACGUGUGGAGCUUGGGAAUCACCCUGUAUGAGCUGGCCACAGGAAGGUUCCCUUACCCCAAGUGGAACAGUGUAUUUGAUCAGCUGACACAGGUGGUGAAAGGUGAGCCUCCACACCUCAGCAACUCAGAGGAUAGGCAGUUCUCCCCCAAGUUCAUCAACUGUGUUAACCUCUGCCUUACGAAGGAUGAAUCGAAACGGCCAAAGUACAAGGAGCUUCUGAAACAUCCCUUCAUUCUGAUGUAUGAAGAGCGUUUCGUGGACGUCGCCAGUUACGUUUGUCGCAUCCUGGAUCAGUUCCCCACCUCUCCGAUCUCUCCUAUGUACGUGGACUGAUUGAGAUUAGGAAGGGGGGGGGGGGGGACUUUGCGAUGCAACGCUUGACAUCUUAGCCCUCAGAGUUACGUAGCAUCACCUGUUUUAUUCACACGUUCCAAAGAACAAAGGAACUAAGUCAAUGAGAAUUGUUACCUCCCGUCACCUCGAACACAUCUUCAGCCGGAAUAACUUGAAGACGGUGUCUUUGAGAAAUGCAAUGCAUCUUUUUAUGUGGGGAAAUAUAAAUAGAGUAUGUAUGUAUGUAUACUGUAUACAUACAUACAUACUUGACGUCAUACACAAAUACAAAAUCUACCAAAUAAAAUGUUGAUCAAUGACACACAUGUAUGAACACACAUUGCCACCUGUUUGAUUGUACAUUGUGGCCUGUAUGUAUGCUGAUAGAGCUACACACACACCUUCACACAGUUUGUUGUGCGCACAUUCACUCAUGGUAAAUGUGUGUGCUAAAGUGUUUAUCUGUGGAGAACUCAUGGAUUCAGUAGUGUGGCUUUACUUUACGUCUUUUUCUUUUUCUUUCUUCAAUAUGCGGUCUGUGAGUUUGUCCCGACACAUGAUUAGGACCUGUACAUUUGUCACACCCGAUGUUGGCCACAGUUUGUACCUUUUCAUGUGUUAUCAUCACGUUUCAGUCACGGAGUUAAGCUGAAAUUACUAAACCCAGAAGAUCAUUUAACAAGACUUAUCGCUGUUUUGAAAGUUAUUUUUGCAGAAUUGCCUCUUUUGUCUGUCUGGAUCAAACUAUAUUUUGUCCACCGCUCAGUAAAAAAACCCAACUCAACCCGUUUCCAGAUUUCAAAAAAAAAAAAAAAAUGAAUCAUGUUAUCUUUUCUCUUUCAGAAGAACCGAUGUUUAGCUGUGUCACUCAAACCUAAUGACAGUACAGAAGACACACACACACUGGGGCUGUUUCAAUGCUCCAUCGUCUGAUGUAAAGUUCCUUUAGGACGUUAUGUCCACUGAUGUCAAUGUGUAUGUAAAUAGUACAUUUAAUCUGCUGAUCCGGCAGGUUCUGCUCGACAGUUGAGGCUCAUCCCAAAACACACGGAUGAUCAAAUCAAAGGGUGCAGAAUGAAAGUGUGUGUUUGAGUGUGAGAAUGAGUCCUCUUGCUCCUCAGCAGCCUGCCGUAGCACUGUACAGUUAAACUCUUCCACACUGAUCACACAUCCACCAUGCUGCCAUAGAAAGGCAAACAGUAGUGACAACUUUUGCUUCUAUAUGACACAAUGUCCACUUGUGUAGCGACUACACAGGAGAGGAAGAUCUCUCCUCACAUGCUUCCUGCUCUGUAUGGACUCGGCAGGUCUCUCGCACUGAUGAUAGAAAGUUUCCCACACCAAACCGUGAAUUACGCUCGGGAUAGUCUGAAACGCACACGUCUUCUUCCACGCUGCUGAUAAACAGUUGCCAGGUGAUGGAGACCAUGGAGAUCCACACGUCUAACAGUAAAGUGGGAGUCGGUGGUGAAAACAUCACACAACUUUUAGCGAGCUUCUUAACCAAACUAAUGAAUUACUUGAAGAGGCAAGGAUGGCAUUAUUUAUCUUCUCUUUUCUGUCAACGCAUGACAUUAAUGUGACAUUGAAUAUUGCCGGCCUUGUCUUUUAACCAAAUGCUAAUAAUGUAAAGUCAUUUAAUGUAACAUAGCCUCUGCAAUAAUAAGCCAAGAAGAAUGCAGUGACUUCAGUCCACUUUUACUUUGAGUCUGUUGGAGUGUUACUAUUAGUGUUACUCUUCUGGCUUCAUGAGAAACAACAUUUAUUUUCAACAUUGAUGGACAUUGCUAUUUUUGGCUUUUUUUUCCCCCACUGUACGCUUUAAUACAUUUGGUUUCAAUACAUUAAAGGUAUUGCCAUACUCAAUGGGCCACUCCAGUAAUUUUAGUAUUGUACUUUCAUAAAGUUUGGAAACUUGCAGACAAAUUAAAGAAAGAAUAGUCAGAAGGCUGAGAUGUCCUGAUCUUUAGUCCUUCGUACGGAGUAAGCUUCCAAACCAAAAAGAGUAACCCGGAUGACAUCAUCCUCCAGAGCCACAGAAGUAAUGAUGGACCAGUAAAUUGACCUGAGUUUCCCUUUACAUUUGAUUUAAAAUUCUAUGAAAUAGGCGGCUACAGAUGUCGGCCAUGUUGGAAAAUGGCCACCAUCAUCGGGAUGUGUUGGGAGUUUGGAGGUCGCUCGUUAAAAACCGACUUGUUGAAAUUGGCGCUUAUUAAAGGGUAAAACAUUACAACCAAGUGAGUGGAGAUGCAGACAUUAUCCUCUACACUUUAAAUGGAGAAUGUCUCCUAUUCCUAUCUGUCUCCACAUCUGUUCUUCUCUCAUGGGAAACAUUUCCAGGCAGUGAACUCACCACUGGAGAAUAUGAAUCUCCAGGGUACUUGUUGUAUAAAUUGCAAUUUACUAGAAUGUUCAUAUUAGAUUAUAAGAUAUUAAGGGCAAUGAAUAUUAUAUUGUAUCUUUAUCGAGGGUUACAAAUAAAGUUCCCAUGGAAAAUAUUGGAAACCUUUAUUGUGUGCUUCUUGUGAAUUGGACAUGAAUAAAAAAGUAACUGCAGAAAUGA